UGAUAACACAACCCGCACAGACAGGGACCCCGCCGCAAAAUCCUCUCCUCGCCCCUGCUCUUGCCCCGCCGCCGCGGCUUCUUGGGUUAGCGCCUCCAGUCCUCUCUGCUCCAUCCUCCCACCAUGGCAGAGACGAAGACGCCGCCGCAGCUGGAGCUCUUUAACUCGAUGACGAAGAAGAAGGAGCCCUUCCAGCCCCGGGUGGAGGGCAAGGUCGGCAUGUACGUCUGCGGCGUCACGCCCUACGACUUCAGCCACGUCGGCCAUGCCCGCGCCUACGUCGCCUUCGAUGUGCUCUACAGGUACCUUAAAUUCUUGGGGUAUGAAGUUGAAUAUGUGCGGAAUUUCACUGAUAUUGAUGAUAAGAUUAUUAGGCGGGCAAAUGAAGCUGGCGAAACAGUUACAAGUUUGAGUAGUCGGUUUAUCAAUGAGUUCCUUCUUGAUAUGGCUAAGCUCCAGUGCUUACCUCCUACUUGCGAGCCACGUGUCACAGAGCACAUUGAGCAUAUUAUAGAGUUGAUAACCAAGAUAAUGGAGAAUGGGAAAGCCUAUGCUAUGGAAGGGGAUGUUUACUUUUCAGUUGAUAGUUUUCCCGAAUAUCUCCGUUUAUCUGGAAGGAAGUUAGAUCAUAAUCUUGCAGGUGUCCGAGUUGCUGUCGAUACGAGAAAGCGUAAUCCUGCAGAUUUUGCUUUAUGGAAGGCUGCUAAGGAGGGUGAGCCCUUUUGGGAAAGUCCUUGGGGCCGGGGAAGGCCUGGAUGGCAUAUUGAAUGCAGCGCAAUGAGUGCUCACUAUUUAGGACAUGUGUUUGAUAUUCACGGUGGAGGGAAAGAUUUGAUUUUUCCUCACCAUGAGAAUGAACUUGCACAAAGCCGAGCAGCUUAUCCAGAGAGUGAGGUGAAGUGCUGGAUGCACAAUGGCUUUGUUAACAAGGAUGAUCAGAAAAUGUCAAAAUCAGACAAUAACUUCUUCACAAUCAGAGAUAUUAUUGCUCUAUACCAUCCAAUGGCGUUAAGAUUUUUCCUGAUGCGCACACAUUAUAGAUCCGAUGUGAAUCACUCUGAUAAUGCAAUUGAGAUUGCAUCAGAUCGUGUGUACUACAUUUAUCAGACUUUAUAUGACUGUGAGGAAGUGUUGUCUAAAUAUCGUGAAGAGGUUAUCUCUGUCCCGGUCCCAGCCGAGGAGCAAAAUGUGAUUGACAGGCACCAUUCAGCUUUCUUGGAAUAUAUGUCAGAUGAUCUCAAAACUACAGACGUUCUGGAUGGCUUCAUGGACCCGCUGAAGGCCAUAAACAGCAAUUUGAAUGAUUUGAAGAAGCUGCAGCAAAAACUAGAACAGCAAAAGAAGAAGCAGCAGCAGCAGAAGAAGCAGCAACAAAAGCAACAGCAACCACAAAAACAGCCAGAAGAUCAUAUUCAAGCUUUGAUCGCACUGGAGACAGAAACUAAAAAUAAACUAUCUAUACUCGGUCUGAUGCCACUAUCACCUUUGGCAGAGGUACUGAAGCAAUUGAAGGACAAAGCAUUAAAGCGAGCAGGAUAUACUGAAGAACAGUUGCAAGAGCAGAUUGAGCAGAGAACUGCCGCAAGGAAGAACAAGCAGUUUGAGGUAUCUGACGGAAUCAGGAAAAAGCUUGCCACUUUGGGCAUUGCUCUGAUGGAUGAACCUACUGGUACAGUAUGGAGACCAUGCGAACCAGAGCAGUCUGAAGUCGGUGAAACAAGUGACGGUGUAAGCUGAAAUAACAUUUGCAGGAGCAUAGCUGUUGCAGCUAUGUAUAACUGUAGAUUAACACGGCACCAUUUUUGGAUGUGGUAUUCGGGGUUCCAAAUUCACUGGCCAGUAGAAACUUGUGUUCCUGGUUAUGUAAGAAGCAAGCCCCCCCCCCCUUCCAUCCCGAUAUACAGGACUCCUUGCGCAAGUUGUGUUCUUGAUUUAAAUAUGAAAUUCGUUACAUCCAUUUGAAUGAACAGAAUGAUUAGUUGGCACUA
Phragmites australis (common reed) is the source of this 1988-nucleotide messenger RNA. RefSeq names its product cysteine--tRNA ligase CPS1, chloroplastic/mitochondrial-like. Gene Ontology annotation, cellular component: cytoplasm. The coding region runs from base 124 to 1737 and encodes 537 amino acids. Gene Ontology annotation, biological process: cysteinyl-tRNA aminoacylation. The transcript has 9 exons. Lineage: Eukaryota; Viridiplantae; Streptophyta; Magnoliopsida; Poales; Poaceae. The record is from RefSeq and is a predicted model, not a curated record. Gene Ontology annotation, molecular function: cysteine-tRNA ligase activity; ATP binding.